CCUCCCGUCCAUUCAAAGGUGGCCAUGUUCUAUCGAAAAAGAAGAAGCCCAGGUUUUGCUCGGUCGCUUUCUGUGCGCAUAUCCGUAUAAGCACGAUACAGCACCGAUUUGUUCAAUGAAAUAUUACAACGAAAUCGUGAAAAAAGUGAAGCAAAUUAAGCUGCCGCAAACGUCUCGUUGCUAAAUCACGGUCCUAGCGAAAAUUUCCGUGGAAGUAGCGAGGAAACGUAAGCAGCCCGGCGAUGGGCGGGCAGAAAUUCCAAUACGAUGAGAGUGGAGGGACAUUCUUCUACUUCAUUCUUUCGUUCUUGGCGCUGAUUCUGGUGCCAACCACCUUCUACUUCUGGCCCCGCAGGAAAAAGGAAGAUCCUUUUACGAAUAAACGAAAUUGCAACUGCGAGGGAUGCGUGCGAAAGCGGAUCAGCAUGGAAAAUUCCGACCCGUACAAGGGCACCAAGGAGCUGUUGGUGAAACUCGCAAUCGUCGCCGGCUGGGCACUGCUGGCCUUCCUUACCUACAAGGUGUCCCAGUUCGACUACGAGAUGUCCAACUUCGAUCCGUAUGAGAUCCUGGGCGUACCGCUCGGAUCCUCCCAGAAGGACAUCAAGAAAGCGUACCGCACGCUGUCGGUGGUGCUCCAUCCGGACAAGGAAACUGGUGAUGAGAAAGCCUUCAUGAAGCUCACCAAAGCCUACCAAGCGCUGACGGAUGACGAGGCCCGCAAGAACUGGGAAAAGUACGGCAACCCGGACGGUCCGGGCGCGACCUCGUUCGGUAUCGCACUACCAUCGUGGAUUGUUGAGAAAAAAAACUCCGUCUGGGUGCUGGGACUGUACGUUCUCGUUUUCAUGAUUGCGCUACCGUUCGUGGUCGGCACGUGGUGGUACCAAUCGAUCCGCUACAGUGGCGAUAAAGUCCUGCUCGACACGACCAACUUGUACUGGUUCUUCUUCCACAAGACGCCCCACAUGGCGGUAAAGCGCGUUAUCAUGAUACUGUCGGCUAGCUUGGAGUUUCACAGGCGUCACAACAGCCAAGUGGUGGAGCGGCCAUCGGACAACGUGGAGGUGCCGGCGCUGAUGCGCGAAAUGCCUUACGUGAACGAAAAGUGCAAAGAACUGCCCUUUUCGCACAGCUACUCACUGAAAUCGCGUACAAUAUUGCAUGCGCACCUUUCGCGCAUGAUGCUCAACCCGAACACGCUCGAGCUCGAUCGUCAGCUGAUCGUACGCAAGUGUCCCUACCUGAUUCAGGAGAUGGUGAGCUGCGUCAGUCACCUGUUUAUGCUGGCGUACGCUAGGAAGAUUCAACGAGUACCGUCGAUUGAGACGAUCGAAAACUGCAUGAAACUGUCACCGAUGAUCAUACAAGGUUUGCGCGAAUCCGAGCAUCCCCUAAUGCAGCUACCCCACAUGACGAAGGAAAUGCGCGCCUAUAUGGCGCGAAAGCACAACACCCGCAACCUGCAGCAGCUGGCCCAACUGAAACCGGACCAACGCCGUGCGGUUCUUCGCAGCUUAACGGACGAGCAGUACAGCAACGUGGUGAAAGUUCUCGGCAACAUGCCGCUGAUAGAUUUCAGCAUAAAGUGUGAAGUGGUCGACGACGAAAACUCGAACGUGGUGACAGCGGGCGCGAUCGUGACCGUAACGGUUGAGUUGGUGCGCCGCAGCAUGUCCGAUCUGUUUGGCGACACGACGGCUAAGGAGAAACAAGGAAUCACGGAAAGCAACGACGAAGGCGAUACCGGAGAAGGUGACGCGGACGGAGAGCAAGAGGGCACGGACGAUCAGAAGCAGGAUGUGAAGGAGAAAAAACAAUCCGGAUGGCAGCCGAAGCACAACAAGGGCCACAAGAACAAGGCGAAGGCGGGAGGGCCCAAAAAUCGGCGGAUGGCGGCAGCGGCUUUUAAGGCAGCAACCGCAGCCGCUGCAGCGGCCGCAACCGCCACCCCACCGGUGGAAAGUGCCGCCAAGCAACCGAAAGCGAAGACCAAGGUACGUUCCGGCAAAAGCAGCGACCGGAAAGAGCAAGGGGACGAUGAUGAGGAUUCGGCAGACGCGGAAAGUGGCGCUGAGAGUGACAAUGAUGCCAGCGAAGCUGCAGCGGACGAUGAUGACGAAUGGGAAAAGUUACAGCAAAAGCUCAACAAGAGAGAAAAGCUGGAAGGGCGAUCGAAGGUGUCCCAUCCGGUACACUGUCCACUCUACCCUGAGGAAAAGCAAGAGUACUGGUGGACGUAUAUCUGCGACCGGAAAUCGCGCACGUUGCUGACCGUUCCGUACCACGUGACGAACCUGAUACACCGUGAAGAGGUGCAGCUGAAGCUGACGGCUCCCAAGUGGGCCGGCAUGUACGUGUUUACCGUUUGCCUGAGGUCGGAUUCGUAUUUUGGCAUGGACCAGCAGCUCGAUCUAAAGCUCGACGUGAAGGAUCCGGCAGCCAUCCCGACCGAACACCCGCAGUGGGACAUCAGUGAUGCCGAAUCGGAGCAGCACGAGAUGCAGGCGAAUGACAGCGAAUUCACCACCGACUCGUCGGACGGCGAGGAGGACUCGCGCAAACGAACGGACUGAGCAAGGAUACAAGGGGGUAGAGGGGGCACGCUACGGAGGGUGUUAUGUUGCCUCUCCAGCCUGGCGCCGCCAGGGGGGACACACUUGCGCAGACAUACAUAUUUUCUCUUUUUACGGAUUAACUCGACGGAGUUCAGAAUUCCGUUGCAAAGUACAAUCGCAUGUGCGCGACGGUUGGCCCAGAACAUUGAUAUUUUGUUGUGUGUGUGUUUUUGUCUCAUGCUGUGUGGAUAACAAUUUCAUCCCGUUUAUUAUCCCCGCACGGAAGGAGACGACUGAUAUCGCGGUCACACUGAAAAAAGAGCAAUGAGCGUACACGCACGUUCGUCACUUAGCAGAGCGAAUGUUCGGAGAUAUUGAAAGAGUGAGAGUUGCGUAGAGGCAUGGGAAAUGGUAAGAUAGUUUAUAUUUGUGUUCCUGUGGAAUAAAGGUAUGGUGAAAUUGUGGCACCCUUCGGGUAGAAUAGAAAUAUACGAAAAAAUUAAAAGAAACAUUUGACUGUUGAUGAGCCUUUUUUUGUUGAUACUUUAUCUGCUAUACAACCAAUCGAUUAAAAAGAUGACAGAAUGAAAUUUAUUACAGGA
Molecule: messenger RNA, 3160 nt
Organism: Anopheles nili
Lineage: Eukaryota; Metazoa; Arthropoda; Insecta; Diptera; Culicidae
Gene: Sec63
Product: translocation protein SEC63 homolog
Exons: 7
Coding region: 243-2576 (777 amino acids)
Biological process (GO): post-translational protein targeting to endoplasmic reticulum membrane; SRP-dependent cotranslational protein targeting to membrane
Cellular component (GO): Sec62/Sec63 complex
Molecular function (GO): transmembrane protein transporter activity; RNA binding
Source: RefSeq, a predicted model, not a curated record